CUUCUCUGCGCAGGCGCACUGCGGCGUGACCCCGGCGUGACCUGUAUCUAAGGAUGCUCGCGAGACUUGGAGCCAGCAUGGCCGCCCCCAGUAGGCAGAGCUGGCUGUAAAUCAGAGCGGCUGACGACUGGUGGCAUGGCGCUGGCCACCGUGUGGAGGAAUCUUUGUCACUCGCCUAACUUGCGCGUGCGUGGAGCUCUGGCUGCUCUAAAGUGCCAGCCUGGACAUCAUGUUCACAAGGGAGUCCAGGCGUGUCUGUGUCCCUGGUUCUGUCCACUGCGGCCUGCGCCCUCCCAGGCCAAGUCCCUUCAUACUUGCUGUGAAAAGGUCCCUUCAGAAAAUGGAAACGACCCCCAUCCUCUCCAGGAGCCAGAAUUCUCUCAGGUCGCCUGCUGCGACAGAUUGGAAGGAAAUGCAAAAAUCGCGGCAGGCGCAGGCGGGCAGCUGUGCUGCGGACGGCUAAGCAAGUUCGCCUCUUCCCAGGAAGUGCUCAGCUUCCUGAGCACGUUGCAGGCCGUGCCCGAGCCCCUGGCAACAGGGGCCUUACAACGGAUCUGUGAAGUCGAGAGCCGAAGGGGCGACAGCUCGCUGCCCCAGGAAAUCCUGGACAAUGGGGUCUUUGAAGCUCUGUGCCUCCCCUUCGAGCAGGAGCCCUCCAGCCUGUCCAGUGCAGGCCUGGUGUCGGUCCUGCGGGCCCUCGCACUGCUGCGUGUGGUCCCCCAGGGGCGCCUGCUGCCGAGCCUGGUGGCAGAAUGCCGGCGUCGGCUCCAAAGAGACGGCCUGGAUGUCCAGGCUCUCUGUGUGCUGGGGGAGAGUCUGCUUAAACUGCAGGGGCCAGACUGCUCCACACUGGAACUCGUCUUAGACGAGCUGCAAGGUAGAAGCUUAGAAAGCGUUGCCCCCGAAGACCUCGUGGCCCUUUACAGAACCUUGCAGGAGUGCCCUGAAAAGGCAGGCAGAUACCAGGGCCUCCUAGAUAAGGUCAACACCGCUUGCCUCUCUGUGUUCCUCGGCCUGAGUCCUACGUCCAUCAGCCAAGUGCUCGACGCCCUGGUGGUGCUGGAUCAAAGCCAGGCCCUUUCUCUGGUCAUCAGGCUCGCCAAGUACGCCAGGAGACACGUCCCUGCUUUCACCGGCCAAGAGCUCGGCAAGGUCAUCGAGGCGUUAGCAUACUUCGGGCACAGCGACCGGGUCUUCACGGAAGCCCUGGAGCAGCGCCUCUCCACCGCCUCUCUCACACAGGACCCGGAGCUGCUCUGCAGAGCCGUGCAGUACUGCAGCCGGAGACGGGUCCUCUCCAGGCCCAUCCUGGACAGCGCGGCAGAAGCCUUCGUGUGCCGGCCGCACGAGUUCUCACCUCGGCAGGUCGCGGAGCUGAUCGAACCCUUCGGGAGACUCAACUACUCACCGCCCAACGCCACUGCCCUGUUCCGGAGCCUGGAGAGCGAGCUGGCCACCCGCUUCAGGGAUUUCCCGCCCAGAGCGCUGCUGAACCUCUUGCACUCGUGCUCGCUGAUUGAGCGCCACCCCACCAACCUCAUGGCGAAGAUCUUCAGCCCCUAUUUCCUCAUGCAGCUGCAAGGGGAAGAACCGUUUGUGGACAGGCUGAGCCUAGCACAGCUCACCCACCUUCUGCUGACCUCCUUCUUGGAAUGCCCUUUCUACAAGGGCCCCAGACUCCCCCCCAAGUUCCAGGUGAAGUCCUUCCUUACUCCAUGCUGUGCGCUGGAGACCCCCAUGGAUUUUCACCUCUAUAACUUGGUCAAGAUGGCGCUGAUCAAACUCUUGGGAUCGAGGCUGUAUUUCGGUGUGAGAGUGCUGACGCCCUACAAUUACACCAUUGAUGUUGAACUAAAACUAAAUGAAGAAGGAUUCAUAUUACCAUUCAGAGUUGAGGAAGACAUACAUAAAAGGGUGGCCCUUUGCCUUGAUGAUGCCAGGCGUUUCUGCCUGAACAGCAGACACUUACUGGGAAAGGAAGCUGCCAAGCAGAGGCAGCUGCGUCUGCUUGGCUACCACGUUGUUCAGAUCCCCUAUUACGAGGUGGAGCUGCUGAAAUCCAGGCUGGAAAUGGUGGGAUAUUUACAAAGGAAACUGUUCUCUCCAGGCACGGGCAUUCACUAGUCACCUGGAGAAACUGGCAUCAGAGCCCAUGCGGUGCAAGGACUCGGUUCCCAGGACCUGCUGUGAGAAGGGCAGUGGCGCCAAGCCUGCCGAUCUGGACAGGGCUGUGCUCUCCCUCACGCCACGCGCAGCUGGUCAGGGAGGAGCUCUCAUUUCAUCAGAACUUGUAUUUAUUCCAUGCCAGUAGCGGAGGUUUUUCUACACCAGUUGAUCGUGCGCAAUAAAGGGAGGUGCCACUUGG
This is a messenger RNA of Erinaceus europaeus (western European hedgehog), 2365 nucleotides long. RefSeq names its product FAST kinase domains 3 (gene FASTKD3). Gene Ontology annotation, molecular function: RNA binding. Gene Ontology annotation, biological process: mitochondrial RNA processing; regulation of mitochondrial mRNA stability. Gene Ontology annotation, cellular component: ribonucleoprotein granule; mitochondrial matrix. Bases 136 to 2124 code for a protein of 662 amino acids. The transcript has 7 exons. NCBI's taxonomy places the organism in Eukaryota, Metazoa, Chordata, Mammalia, Eulipotyphla, Erinaceidae. The record is from RefSeq and is a predicted model, not a curated record.